AUGACGGCCUCAGAUGUCGAAGAUGGCCACUCUCGUUCGGCCUCCCCCGACGACAGUGGAACCGAGCAAGUCCUUGAUAAUAUGGCCGAACCACAUCCCAAGAACGACAAACCCAAGCAACCCAACGGGUCACAGUCCGCCAAUGCAAAGGACCCAUCCCGACCGAGAAGGAAGAAGGCUCGCAGAGCCUGUUACGCUUGUCAACGUGCUCAUCUGACGUGUGGUGAUGAGCGGCCCUGCCAGAGAUGCAUCAAACGAGGGCUCCAGGAUGCCUGCCAGGAUGGAGUGAGGAAGAAGGCCAAGUAUCUCCACGAUGCGCCCAACGAGGCCCUCAUGCCGGGUGUUGGGGGAAGUCUUUUCAGCCAUCCUGCCCCGGAACGGAAUUCGACCAUGGCCAGUGACACCUCGUCACAACAGACGUUCUUUCAGCAGCCACAACCAUUCAACAAUUUUCACACGCCCGCGCAUAUGCCUCCUCCCAUGUUACAAGAGCGAAGCAUGAGCUCCACAAGCUUCACGCAACAGUCCCCAUUGAAUACCAACUUCACCGGUGUCGGAUCGCAAGUCCCGCUGCAUAGCCCCAUCGUCGGCCAUGAUCAGACGGCGGCAGCAAACAAUCUCACCAACGGUGGUUGGCCCGGGGCUUUGUUCGACGAUCCCACCAUGUUCAAUUUCGACCUCGCGAGCAUGAACUUUGGAAACCACUACGGUGCGCUGGAGUUUGGCAUGCUCGGGCACAUGGCGACCAAUGCUGGGGAGACUCCGCCCAGUGAUACCGCCACACAGAGAGGCUCGAUCACACAGCCGUAUCGGAUGCCUCUGGGAAGCUUCAGCGAGAGCCCCACGGCGCGGCAGCAGUUCUACGGUGAUACGAUCAUGUCGGACUGGACCAACGGCAAUAAUGAUCCUUACAGUGCCCAAGGUCGCCUGAUGGCACCCAACGCUUUUGCGAUAGAAUCCAGUGCGGCGCAUUGGACCUCUCCCGAUACCAACGACACGCCGAACAACGCCGUCAAGUUCGAAGACUCGCCAAUGCUAACCAGCCCCGCCAUUCAAGUUCCCACCUCUCUCGAUGUCAGUGGGACGGGAAAUCCAUCUUCAAACAAUGUUGACAAUCGAAAUCGUCAGCCUCCCAUGAUAUCUACUCCGCAGCUCAAAGCAAAGUCUCAAUUGCCCGUCAAAUCUCUCAAGCGGCCACGGGAUCCGUCCUCCAUCUAUACCACCGUGACUAGCCCUCACCCAUACACUUCUGGGUUUCACCGCUGUAUCGCUUAUUUGCAGAGACGGUUUGCCGCGCAGCCUUCAAAGACCCUGGCCAUUGCAAAAGCAAUGGCCUCUAUUCGCCCUUCGUUCAUCGCCACCACCAAGACCCUGAACAGAGAGGACCUGAUUUUCAUGGAAAAGUGCUUCCAAAGGACUCUGUGGGAAUACGAAGGAUUCAUUGAGGGCGUAGGAACCCCGACCAUUGUCGCUCGCAGAACGGGCGAAGUGGCCGCUGUCGGAAAGGAGUUCCAGAUUCUCACCGGCUGGACGAAAAGCGUCCUCCUGGGUCGAUCGCCGAACCUCAAUGUGAAUCGAGGGCAGACUGGCCAGACGCCUGCGGGUGGGUCUGGCACCACCACUGCCCGGGCCACAGGGUUCAACACACCCACCCGAGGUAGUGCUCAAGAUGCAGAGAACGAUGAGAAGCGAGCACAGCCCGUCUUCCUUGCCGAAUUACUUGACGAUGAUUCUGUCGUUCAGUUUUAUGAAGACUUCGCCAGACUCGCAUUUGGCGACAGCCGUGGCAGUGUCAUGGGAAGGGGGAAACUGCUCAAAUACCGGACCAAGGACGACGAGAUCACGCAGAACCUCCACGCCGAGGCCGAAGCACGGCACGAGGAAGGCAAACAGAGCAAUGGCGUGGAUCCUCGCCGUCCAGAGCAUCCUCUCGCUCGCCGGCCGGGCGAGAUGAAGAAGGAUGGCAUUUCCGGCGAGAAAGGGAUGCAGAAGCUAGGUUCUGCAGAUGGCAAAGUGGAAUGCACAUAUUGUUGGACCGUCAAGCGGGAUGUUUUUGACAUUCCUAUGCUUAUCGUGAUGAACGUGAGUGCCCCUUUGCAGCCAGUGCCGACGAGUGUCCCAUACUAA
This is a messenger RNA of Capronia epimyces CBS 606.96, 2127 nucleotides long. RefSeq lists its product as uncharacterized. The transcript is spliced from 2 exons. Gene Ontology annotation, biological process: regulation of DNA-templated transcription; cellular response to starvation. Gene Ontology annotation, cellular component: nucleus. Gene Ontology annotation, molecular function: RNA polymerase II transcription regulatory region sequence-specific DNA binding; zinc ion binding; DNA-binding transcription factor activity, RNA polymerase II-specific. NCBI's taxonomy places the organism in Eukaryota, Fungi, Ascomycota, Eurotiomycetes, Chaetothyriales, Herpotrichiellaceae. The record is from RefSeq and is a predicted model, not a curated record. The coding region runs from base 1 to 2127 and encodes 708 amino acids.